AUGUCCUCUUACGCAGAACGAGAUGCAUGGUUCAAAAACAUCAAAGACACCUUCCAUUGGCAGCUCGAAGAGAACGUGGCUGCCAACGUGAAUGUGUUUCAAGUGCCCAAAUCGCUGAGCUCCGUCGCACCAGAAGCUUACGCCCCUCAAAUGGUUGGCCUAGGACCGUGCCACCAUCUCCGGCCUGAGGUCCGAGCAAUGGAGGGAGUCAAGUUGGACGCGACCCGCCGGUUUUUCAAGGAAACCAAGCACGGGAACUUCUCUGGUCUCACCGGCAAACUCUCUGAGCUAGACCAGAAAGUCCGCGCUUGUUACCGUAUGUUUUUGGAACUGAAUGCUAUCCAGUUAGCGUGGAUCAUGGCGGUCGAUUCUUCCUUCCUGUUCGAUUUUCUCUGCCGCCACAGCAUUGGCAAGACAACCCUCAAGUCCUCAGAGUGGCCGCAGAACUUGGCCAAUCCCAUAGGGCGGAAACCAGCCGAGGAUGCCAUUCUCAGGGAUGUGCUAAUGCUGGAGAAUCAAAUCCCCUUCUUCUUUAUGGAGGAGAUGUUAAAGCUCUCCACUCUGGACGAUGAUGAACAAAGGCGCUUCGUCAAUGACAUCUUUCCCCAGAUAUUGGUAGCAUUUUGCAAGGCGCUCUCACCGAUCAAGAAGAUAAAUACGUAUUUGCUCGCUCCAGCUUUGGAACAUGCACAUCUAUUGGAUCUUCUGUAUCACAUGAUCGUGCCCCACAUGGUCGUGCCCCAAGGAGACGAAUCCAGGAUUGUCAUUCAUGAAGAAGUUGUUUCGACAAAAACUGUUACUGCGACCAAGGAAACCGGUUCCAGUACCUUGACUCACAUUAAAAGACUCUGCGACAGCUAUGGGCCUAAAGUUCUUGGAGCGGUCAAGAACUUGAACUUACCUGUAGUCCAAUCUUUUGCCGAGAUGGCAAAACAUUUGCUUGCCCUACCGCUCUCUGACCUAACGAAUGCUCUUUCAAACUUUCUACAAGAAGCUCCAGUAGCAGAUAAUACCUUGAUUCCUAGAGCUUCUAAUCUUGCUAAAGCCGGGAUAAAAUUCUGCCUGACCGAGACUAUCAUGGACAUUCAAUUCGAUGAGAGCAAAGCCAUGUUACACUUGCCCGUCAUCCAAGUGGGCGUGAACACUGAGGUUAUCAUUUGUAAUCUAGUGGCAUAUGAAGCGACGGCCAUGUCCAACUCCCUCAUAUUUGCACGCUAUGUGGAACUGAUGAGCGGGCUUAUCAACACCAUGGAGGAUGUGAAGUUGCUUAGGGACAGUAACAUCCUCAUAAGCCGCAUGAAAGACAAUGACGUCGCGUCAAUCUUCAACGGUGCAAUCAAGUCCAUCAAAUCAACCAGCAAUAUCCAAGCGGGUGAGAUGAUCACGAGCGUCAGGAAGGUCUACAAUGAUUCGUGGAAUACAAAGGUCCGAAUGUUGAUGAGGAUGUCCAACCACAGGUUCUGGAAGAUUCUGGCUCUUCUGGCCAUCCUCUUGUACAUGCUGCUCGUAGGGCUCCAGUCCUUUUGCUCAGCUUAUAACUGUGCGCGACUCUACCGCACUGGCAGCUCAACUUAA
Messenger RNA from Eucalyptus grandis, 1575 nucleotides. Its product is annotated as putative UPF0481 protein At3g02645. NCBI's taxonomy places the organism in Eukaryota, Viridiplantae, Streptophyta, Magnoliopsida, Myrtales, Myrtaceae. The transcript has a single exon. The record is from RefSeq and is a predicted model, not a curated record. Bases 1 to 1575 code for a protein of 524 amino acids.